Heterocephalus glaber (naked mole-rat) is the source of this 1033-nucleotide messenger RNA. RefSeq names its product DnaJ heat shock protein family (Hsp40) member C12 (gene Dnajc12). The record is from RefSeq and is a predicted model, not a curated record. Gene Ontology annotation, cellular component: cytoplasm. Lineage: Eukaryota; Metazoa; Chordata; Mammalia; Rodentia; Bathyergidae.
UGCGGCGCUGUCUAUGACCGGUCUAAGACUGGCUCUUGCCUUUCCGAGUGUGCUGCUGUACUCAGAUCUGUAGAGGGUUCUAUUCUAUUAAUUUGGGCCUCAUUGGGUCUUUUGUUUCUGAGAGGAAAGAAACGAAUUUACUCAUCUAAAUGGAUGCAAUACUGAAUUACAGGUUGGACGAUAGUGAAGAUUACUACACGUUGCUGGGCUGUGAUGAGCUUUCUUCGGUUGAACAAAUCCUGGCAGAAUUUAAGAUCAGGGCCCUGGAAUGUCACCCUGACAAGCAUCCUGAAAACUCCAAAGCUGUGGAGACUUUUCAGAAACUGCAGAAGGCAAAGGAGACUCUGACCAGUAAAGAGAGCCGCGCCCGCUAUGACCACUGGCGAAGGAGCCAGAUAUCGGUGCCGUUCCUUCAGUGGGAAGCUCUGACUGACUCGGUGAAGACGUCAAUGCACUGGGCUGUCAGAGAUAAGAAAGACCUGAUGCUGGAAGAAUCUGACCAGACCCAUACCAAGAAGAUUAAAAAUGAGGAAUGGAAUGAGCAAAGAGAAAUAAAGGAAGAGACACUGGGUCCAGCCACAGAGAAAAUGGAGCAAAAGAAAUCUGAGUCCCUUGAGAAGUCUGUCUAUCCACAAAAUCCAGAUUCUCCAAGUUUUUCAGAUGUGAACUCUUGGCAUUUUCGUUUCCGCUGGUCUGGGGAUGCCCCCUCUGAACUCCUGAGGAAGUUCAGAAACUAUGAAAUAUGAUAUGCCCUGCUUCGCCUGAGGGAGAGCAAGUCUGUUGCCUGUGAUGCUGGAAUAUUUUACGAUUGUUAUGCUUGUGAAUUGCUCAGUAUUGAUUGAUUCCUCCAACUUUGAACCCAUCCUCACAAUGUGGCUGUUUUUGGUACUGCUUUUGGUUGGGAAUUGAACCCAGGCCCUUGUGCGCGCUCUACUCCCCAGCUCCACAAUGUGUGUAUGUUUUGAAGUGUGAAAAGUUUUAGAAGACUAGUUUCUCUCAAUAAUGAAUCUAUUAAACUUCUUAUGUAUAAGUA